Messenger RNA from Ostreococcus tauri, 1518 nucleotides. RefSeq names its product Putative S-adenosyl-L-methionine-dependent methyltransferase MidA. The record is from RefSeq and is a predicted model, not a curated record. Gene Ontology annotation, cellular component: mitochondrion. Gene Ontology annotation, biological process: mitochondrial respiratory chain complex I assembly. The coding region runs from base 1 to 1518 and encodes 505 amino acids. Gene Ontology annotation, molecular function: protein-arginine omega-N symmetric methyltransferase activity. The transcript has a single exon. Lineage: Eukaryota; Viridiplantae; Chlorophyta; Mamiellophyceae; Mamiellales; Bathycoccaceae.
AUGGAUGGGACGCGGGCGCGACUGACGACGACGACGACGACGGACGCGGACGUGGGCGCGGACGUGGGCGCGGGCGCGGGCGUGGUGGCGAUCGAUCGAGGUGGAUUGCGACGGGCGCUCGAUCGCGCGUCGAUGGCGCGAGGGAUGGGUGGUGGUGAGCACGGAAAGGGGGAGCGGACGGGAAUGAUUGGACAUUUGAAGCGCGCGAUGGCGUUCGCCGGGGGGUCGAUCCCGGUGAGCGAGUACGUGCGAGAGUGCCUGACGAAUCCCGAACACGGGUAUUACAUGCGAGGGGAUGUGUUCGGGAGAGAUGGGGAUUUCGUGACGAGCCCGGAGAUCUCGCAGGUGUUCGGGGAGGUGCUCGGCGUCUGGGCGGCGCUGCAGCACGAGGCGCUCGGGUCGCCGGGAACGCUGCGAGUGGUGGAGUUCGGGCCGGGUAGGGGGACGCUCAUGGCGGAUCUCUUGAGAGGGACGAGUAAGUUUGAGAAGUUUCGAUCGGCGGUGAGCGUGCACUUGAUCGAGGUCUCGCCCGCGUUGCGAGAGGUCCAGGCGAGGACGUUGCGAUGCGUCGACGUGGAGACGACGUCGGCGGCGGCGGAUGACGGCGGCGCGCGCGUGCGCGUGCCCAAGAACGCGCUCGAGGGCGAGGGAGGGGAAGUAGAUAAAAGAAGUGGCGGCGAUGGGCCCUCGGGUGAGGCGCACACGCGUGGGACGUCCGAGAUUAGUGGCGCAAAGGUUUUCUGGCACGACGGAUUGGAGAGCGUUCCGAACGGGCCAACUUUGGUAAUCUGUCACGAGUUCUUCGACGCCCUUCCGGUGCGACAGUUUCAGCGCACCGAUCGUGGAUGGUGCGAAAAACUCGUCACCAUCGACGCCGAGUUGGCGUCGACGGCGGAGACGGUUGAGGAGACGACGCCGAGACGCGAGUUGGCGAUGGUGCUCUCUCCGGGGCCGACGCCGGCGAGCCACAUGCUCGUCCCUAGGCGAUUAAAGGGGCUUCCCAAAGAACAAGUCGAUAGUUUGCGCUUGCUCGAACUCAGUCCUCCGAGCAUGACGCUCUGGGAUAAGUUGGCCGAUCGCAUCGAGAAGAAUUCCGGCGCCGUGCUCGCAAUCGACUACGGCGAGGAAGGGCCGCUCGGGAACACGCUCGAGGCGAUCAAGGAUCACAAGUUCGUGCACGUUCUGGACAGUCCGGGUGAGGCGGAUCUAUCGGCGUACGUCGAUUUUGGCGCUUUACGUCAAAUCGUGGAGGAGAAGCCGCAGAGAGGGGUGACGUGCUACGGCCCGGUGACGCAGCAGCAAUUGCUUCUCAGUCUCGGAUUGGUCGCUCGCCUCGAGCAGCUCGUGGAGAACGCGGCGAGCGAGGAUCAGGCGAAUGCGUUGGUGAAGGGAUGCGAACGCCUCGUCGGAGACGGCGCGGGGAACGCCGAGACGGGCGAACCACCGGGCAUGGGCGUUCGGUACAAGGCGAUGUGCAUGGUUUCCAGGGGGUUGCCGAAACCGGUGGGAUUUUCAUAA